Messenger RNA from Pecten maximus, 3655 nucleotides. RefSeq names its product solute carrier family 23 member 1-like. The coding region runs from base 126 to 1991 and encodes 621 amino acids. NCBI's taxonomy places the organism in Eukaryota, Metazoa, Mollusca, Bivalvia, Pectinida, Pectinidae. The transcript has 15 exons. Gene Ontology annotation, biological process: transmembrane transport. Gene Ontology annotation, molecular function: transmembrane transporter activity. The record is from RefSeq and is a predicted model, not a curated record. Gene Ontology annotation, cellular component: membrane.
UGACACAAGGGUUUUUAUAUUACGUCUCAUAAACGUAAAGUUCUAUAGGUUCUGAUAAUAUAUUUCACACCUGACUAUCAACCAACACAGAUCAGAGAGACGACUAUAGCGGAGGAUCUGCAGUCAUGAGUGAAAAACCAGACGUGGACAAUGUCGAGAAAGGAGGGACCGAAGGGGAUGUACCAGAAACUUUCGGCGAAGAGAAACACACACGCGAUUUACUGUAUGCAGUGGACGAGGUGCCCCCGUGGUACCUCUGUAUCAUCCUGGGAUUCCAGCAUUACCUGACAGCGUUUGGCUCUACGAUCUCGGUUCCUUUAAUCCUGUAUAAAACUUUCUGCGUGGCGGAGGACAAAGUCGGACUUGGGGAGCUCAUCAAUACAAUAUUCUUUGUGUCCGGCCUAUGUACACUUCUACAGACUACGUUUGGAGUCAGACUUCCCAUUAUACAGGGCGCUACGUUCGCGUUCCUCGUGCCAACUCAGUCCAUCCUGGCCUUGCCGCAGUGGGCAUGCCCCUACACACUAGCCGAGAAGGGUUUGGUCAAUUUGACGGACUAUCCAAGUAUUGGUAGUCCAGGACACAGGGAGAUCUGGCACUCUCGGCUACGGGAGAUCCAGGGAGCCAUCAUGGUGGCGUCACUGUUCCAGGUUGUUAUAGGUUUCAGUGGCGCGGUAGGGGUGGUGCUGCGCGUGAUCGGUCCUUUAGCGGUCACGCCCACCGUUACUCUGAUUGGUCUCGCGCUAUUUCCGGAUGCGGCCAACCUCGCUGCAGAGCAGUGGUAUAUCGCCUUGAUGACAAUGUUUUUGAUAGCGCUGUUUUCUCAGUAUCUGCGUAACGUCACCAUACCUGUAUGUGAGUACCGGAGGGGGAAAGGGUGUAGCACAUACAAGCUGCCGAUCUUCAAACUUGUACCGGUAUUAUUGGCCAUGGUAGUAGCCUGGGGGAUAUGUGCCAUCCUCACGGCGGCAGGAGCCUUCCCCACGGACAGUGGAGGCUGGGGGUACAAAAGUCGCACAGACACCAAGAUAAGCGUUAUCGCAGAUGCACAGUGGUUCCGAUUCCCUUACCCAGGACAGUGGGGCGUUCCUACUGUAAGUUUUGCCGGAGUUUUCGGGAUGUUAGCCGGAGUUCUUGCGUCCAUGAUGGAGUCUGUCGGCGAUUACUACGCAUGCGCACGACUGGCCGGAGCACCGCCCCCUCCAGUGCACGCCGUCAAUAGAGGUAUAGGCAUGGAGGGCAUCGGCUGUAUCCUGGCCGGCGCGUGGGGGUCUGGGAACGGUACGACGUCAUACAGCGAGAACGUCGGGGCUAUCGGUAUCACCAAGGUUGGCAGUCUCCGUGUAGUGCAGGUAGGGGGCAUUAUCAUGAUUUUACUCAGCUGUUUCGGCAAGUUCGGUGCCCUUUUCGUCACAAUUCCAGACCCAGUCAUAGGCGGAGUGUUCAUGAUUGUCUUUGGUAUGAUAACAGCCGUUGGACUUUCGAACCUACAGUAUGUAGAUAUGAGUUCGUCACGUAACAUUUUUAUUGUGGGCAUAUCGCUAUUCUUCGGUCUUUCCUUCCCUAUGUGGAUGAAGAGUCACGGCAACGUCAUCAACACCGGAAGUGACGUCGCUGAUCAGAUACUCACAGUCCUUCUAAGUACCAGUAUGCUUGUUGGCGGGGUGCUGGGCUUUGUAUUAGACAACACCAUACCGGGUACACCGGAAGAGCGAGGUCUGACCAAAUGGCGAAGUGUGGACACCUCCACUUCCGGUGCCGUAGCGGGGUUUUCGGUGUAUGAUCUACCCCUGAUACAACCAUUACUGGAUAGGAUGUCUUGGCCGAAAUACUUUCCGUUCUGCCCUAAGUUUGACCCGUCAGUGUGUUCCUGUCGCCGUAACGUGACAGGUAAAAACCACUCAAAGGACAACAGUUAUCAAACAGACGACCAGAAAAUAGGAACCAUGGAAAGCAAUGUCGCUUUUGAAAACGACGACACACAACUUUAACACGUGUGUAGAAAAGACAGCGUUACAAGCGUUCAUCCAAACAUUUAGCUGAUUGAACAAAUGACAACAGGUUCAAACACAAGAGUCGUCCUUCCUUUCCUGUCCUGGUUACAGCCGCAAACACCAUCUUUGAUGUUAACGAAAUGAUACACUGUGUCAUGUUGAUUAGAAUAUCUUACUGGGUCGUAUAGGACGAUAUACUCAUUUCCUGGAACUUAAUGCCAGUUACUAUUUUAACGUUUGCGAGUUUAAUGAGUUUAGAUUUUAUUCCCUGUCAGCGCAAUAAACGGAUAUGACGUCAUAGCUUGUCACACUCCGGAUUUAUAUACAAUAAAAAUGCACGCGUGUUUUUAAGGUUGAGUGUGUGUGUCAGUGCGCCUGUGUAAGGUUGAGUGUGUGUGUAAUUUUGGCAGUACGAUGUGUUUGAUGGUGAGUCCUCGUUUGUGACGGUGCUUAUAUGUGGGAGAUGUUGUGUGUGUGUGUGUGGUGCGUGCGCACAUGUACGUGAGAUGUUGCGCGAGUGUGUUGUGUGAUAGUAUACGUGAGACAGACAGAGAGACAUUGCGCGUGUGUGGUCUGUACUGGUGUGGUGACAGUACAACUGUACGUGCGCGUUUGAGAUGUGCAUGAAUAUGACCGUACGUGUGUGAUUUUUUUAAUGGCCUCAAGUGCAUGUCGGGAGUCAAAGAAGUGUAGUUUUGAAAUAGUUGUAACACACAGUCACUAAUUAUAAUACAGGACAGUUAUGACUAACAGUUAUAAGAUUGUAGCAGGAAGGAUAUAUCAAUAUUGGACCUUCAAAGGGAGACAAUAGAUAAUGAAACAUAUGAUAGGUAGUCUCUUCUUGCAGAUUCAAGGAAAAUGGACCGAAAACCUGCCUUAAUGACCACCUGGAUUAAACGAUCCCUCCAAGCAGUUUACAUAAUGCUUUAGGGACUGGUAGGAAGCAAGAUUGAGGUUUGGACAGGCUUUCAUCGGGAAUUUGGAGAGUUUUUACAUUUUAGUUUGAUCACAAACACUCCAAACAGGAUCUUUCCACUUCCGCAUGUAUGCCUUCCUUGGUCCCAAAUUUACACUUUACUGUUAAACGUUUGAAACGACAAUUUGAUACACAGCAGAAUGAUUGGUUUGUGACGUCAUGAUUCAAAGACAAACGAUAAACCUAGAAGUGAUGAAUACCGUCGCCUCUGGGGUCAUUUGUUUCACUGAGAUUUCCCGUCUUCCAAAAGAAAGUCGUGUUUGAUGGUGCUAUAUAUUGAUAGGAAAACCGUCAUGUUUUUUUUUAUAAUUCAUUUUAUUUUUUUAUUUCGUACAUUUUAUGAUCAAUUUUAUAUAAAAAUAAGAUAGUUUAAAUAUAAUAUAAUGUAUAUGUUGUACUUAUAUAUACUGUAAUGGUGAUUUAUUUGAUUAUUAUACCUGAAAUUAUGUCAGUCCAUGAUACCAAGUUUCGAUUGGGCAUUGAACUAAGUUGUGGUGACGUCAUUAUUGACUAUGAUCACGUAAUAAAUGACGUCAGAAAGACUAUCUCAGAAAAUGACUAAUAGGUCUACUACUAACAUCAGUCCCUCAUACAACGAGACCCCAGUAUGCAAGGUUUAUAUAAUUCUUGUUAAACAUUUUUGUUUAUUCUACGCAAAUUAAAAUGUCAUUUUUAUAAAGACGUU